UGUGAAACCAAUGAUGUCACCGAGAUGUAAGGAAACAACCAAAAGUGAGGUUAUAGAAUUAUAUCUGUCAUUACCUCUCAAGCCGACUUCCGUGGAACCUUUGCAGACAGUGGAGCGCGACAGCUGUGGUGAAGAAGAAGCGUGUCUGCUCGGACUGGAUGAUCUGUCGUCUUCUGCCUCUGCUGGCUGCUGCUUCAUGUGGCCGUGUUUUCGGGCAAACGCAUUCUGCCGCAGCUCAGUCACCGUCCGGAGGAUAUUUACCGAGGGAUCCACGUCAGAAGAAUGUCGCCGCGGCUCAACUUGAAAAGCCUCCGGUAGGUCGAGGGGACGUGAACGCACCUCACCUUGCAUUCAGCCAUGGGAGGUCAGAUCACCAGGAACACCUUCUACGAUUCUAUCAAUGGCCAAUUCCCAGCUACGACCCGGCAAUGCCACCACAAACAGAAACGCUGCCUUCCCAGUCAGCAUUGCGGUGGUCUGUCUUCCUUCCCACUGCUCUUCCAUCCCAGCACCAAGGGCUCGCAGAUCAUCAUGGACAUGUCCCAGAGGACCGUCAAGAGACACGGCAGCUUCUGCAAUGCCAUCACCUUCAGCAACCGGCCAAUAGCUGUUUAUGAGCAAGUUCGGUUGAAGAUCACAAAAAAGCAGUGCUGUUGGAGCGGAGCACUCCGUAUUGGGUUUACAUCCAAAGACCCCUCCAGGAUCAACCCUGACUCGCUGCCCAAGUACGCCUGCCCUGACCUGGUGCUGCAGAGUGGCUUCUGGGCCAAGGCUCUGCCAGAGGAGUUGUCAAACGAGGGGAACGUCGUCUCCUUCUGGGUGGACAAGAAAGGUCGCGUGUUCUACAGAAUCAACGAGUCCAGCCCCAUGCUGUUCUUCAGCGGAGUUCAUGCCUCUGAACCUUUAUGGGCUCUUAUAGACGUCUACGGCCUCACCAGGGGGAUCCAGCUGCUCGACACCGAGAUGAUCAAUCCAGACUUCUGUAACCCUCGGAACUUUGCUGUCAGAAGACUCUACUCUGUCCAGCAAGCCAGAGAAGACCCUCGUCUCUCGAUCAGCCUGUGUGAUCUGAGCCUGCAGCAGCAGGAGAUGAACCUGGAGACUGAAGAGGAAGAGCAGUCCUUAGGUUCCUCUUCCUGCCAUGUUCCUCAAAACUCCCAGAACUCCCAGCAGUGCUCUCUGCUUCCAAGCCAUAUGGACUCUGACCUGCACUUCCACUCCGUCCACGGCGUUCAUGUCACGAUGUUUGACAAGCACAUGGUGGCGCGAAGAGACCACCGCGGCGAUGACCGAACUUUGGUGUUCACAAGCCGACCCGUGCGUUGCUCAGAGACCGUCUUUAUCAAGGUUAGCGCAGGCAUGGCUCGGCCUGGCUGUCUGUCCUACGGGGUCACCUCCUGUAACCCGGCUGCCCUCAGGCCCAGCGACUUGCCAUCGAACCCGGAGUCCCUUGUGGACCGCAAGGAGUUCUGGGCCGUCUGCCGCGUGGCGGUGCCCCUUCACAACGGAGAUAUCCUGGGGUUUGUGGUGAACUCAGAGGGGGAGGUCAUCGUGAGCCACAAUGGCGUCAGUGCAGGGAUGCAGCUGUGUGUGGACAACUCCAGACCACUGUGGAUGUUCUACGGUCUUCACAACACGCUCAACCAACUCAGGAUUUUAGGCUCGUCUCCGAACCCAGACCAGCGAAGCCCGUCGCUCGCCAACUCCUCCCCCUGCAGCCCCAUCUCUCCCUCAAUGCUUUGCUGCGGCCCCCCUGAGCCAAACAUGGACAAAGCGUUCACCAUCAACCUCAGCUCCAACCACACGGCUCAGACUUCUACAGGGACGACACCCAGCUCUCCAUUCUCCAGCCUCCCCGAGUCUCCCAACUUCCCGUGCCGCUCCACCUCGCUCAGCGACGAGUGCGCCAUUUGCUACGAGAACAUGGUGGACACGGUCCUCUACGCCUGCGGACACAUGUGUCUCUGCUACACCUGCGGACUCAAGCUGAAGAAGAUGUCGAACGCAUGCUGCCCCAUCUGCAGGAGCGCCAUCAAAGACAUCAUCAAGACCUACAGGAGCACAUGAGACACCAGCGACUGGGCGGAAGUGUGUGGUCUCAGGUACUCGCGAGGACAAUAUUUGACUUUAUUCAAGCCACUUCAGUCAUACUAUUAUCAGAGGCAGGCAGAGGUUUAGGGUUCAGUGGGAAGAUGGGCCUGUUUCUUGUCAUUUAUUUUGACCUGAUGUUACAGUCCUGUCAACAUACGAAUUAACCGACACAAAGUUCUCACACAUUCACCAAAUAAUGGCUUUAUCAUAUCAUUUUUCACGAAGUGGUUAGGAAGCAAGGAAGAACUUGGCUGCUUUUCAAAUGUUGUUUUUAAAUGUUUGAAAAUCACAUGCAAGCAGCGUGUUAACAUGGUAUCCAGUGAAGAAGGGAUGAAGGCAGCGCCUCUUUUCAAGAUUCCAAAGACAAGAUUUCAACACAUUAAGGUUAAGUCAGUGGGUUUGAGUAUUUUCUAGAGGACUGAAAAUGAUAUAACUCUAUGUUCUUUCAUAAAAUGAAACUACAUAUUGCAUAAUAUACUCAUUUUUGUAGUUAAAAUAACGCAACGGGUUGAGGAAAAAACGGGGGAAAUUGAUACAGAAAUGAGGAAAUUCAGUUUAACUAAUGUGUACAAUUGAACUUGGGCACUUUGCCAGUGAAUAAUAGUGAAAAUCCAGGACGUGCACAGACAUUUGGGGUGCAGGUGCUGAAGCCAGUUGCUCUUAAAAUUAUUAUUACUGCCAUUGGGAUUUUUCAUUACAUUCUAAGAAUUUAAUUCUGUGACUUCUGGUCACAUGAUGUGCUGCGGCAAAAAAAUGAAAAAUCUGACAUGGUGGGUUUUUUUACUCAUGUAGGAUCAUUUGCAAAUUCUUUUUCUGUGGUUCGAGGAUGGAAAAAGUGGGAGGGGCUUGAAAAUAAAAUGAGACAUUUGAUACCAAAAUAGAUUUAGGUGGAAGUGAUGUGUGCAACCUUUCCAAAGGAAUGUAAGAUGAAGGAAAAAAUGGGCUACUACACAAAGGGCACUUUUUUUUUCUUGAAGGAAAAAACGGCAGGUGCCCGAGUCCUUUGAUGGCCGUAUCUGUGCACGUGCCUAGAAUACGUUAAAUGUUUAAAAUCAUAAUAUACUUGGAAGGAAAGGUACCUCAAAUGUUGCUUUUAUUUUAUGAUAAAUGAAAGUGCUUCUCAAACAUAGGGGGAAAAUUAACCAAGAAAGUGUGAUGUGAUGACGCAAACUGUUUUUCACUUUAAAGAACACACUGCUUCAGACGACGAAAUAAGACCAUUCAUUUCAACCAUUGACACCACAAUAGCUGUUGCUGCGGGUGAGAAUGUGACGAGAGGAAGAGGGUAAUGGACUGAAGAUAUUCUAGAUGAGAUCAAGAAGCAACUGAUCCCAAAAACUCAUUAAAAGAAAAUGGCGAGCAUUCCUUGGACGAUGUCACACGGAUGCUACAGCUGCAAGUUCUUAAAACAACAAGUCAACACGCAACUGAACUUCGCUCCAAGAAAUUAUUAAUGGGACACAAAAUGAUCUCGCAGACUUUUUCAGACUGUAAUUACCAAAAAUGUUGCUCAGUCCUGCGAAUAUUUUCACAGCAUUUCUGCACAUGCUGCUUGCUAGCACACCAGCUAACGCUCACACACUGACUCCUUGUUGUGGUGGUUUUAUGGAAAUAACAAAUAUAUUAGGACGAGAGAGAUGGUCCUGCUUUAAAUGGUGUGUCUGGAUACAUCAAAACGUCAGUAGAUGAGCUGCGAAACAUCGUCUGCAGCGCUUUCGUGACCACCUAAUAAGCACUUGUGGGUAGUCAACUAUUUUUUAAUGAAAACAAAAAACAACUUGUUCGUUAUUAAAGAAAACUCAUAAAAAAGACAAUCAGUUGCAGAUGGUUUUGUCUCCUGUCGGAGCUUUAAGACAGUGCUGUGCAGACGCCGUGUCCUUCAUUCACUAAGUGACCAGGAAGCUGUUGUUAUUCCGGGACAUUAGUGGAUAUUUUAUUUGCAUAUCAGAGGUUCGUGCGUCCCCUCCGUCAGUAAAAGCAAACUCCAAGGACAUUUCCACUAAUGCGACGCGCUCUUCUUUGACUUGUUAAGAAGCUAUUUUCAUCUGUUUACUGUUUGUUUUGGACCCGAGGAAAGUUUACCAAGUCAUGAGUCUGAGGUUGCCUGACAACUGAAGACAAUGCCGGUUCAAAUUUUCCAUUAGCAAUUUCAAAAAGCUUCGAGAUAGAAAUUCCUCAUCAAGGGAAUGUUGUUGUUCAAGCCUCCCGUUGCAGAAUCCUUCUUAGUGAGUGUUCCAACGUCCGAGAGAAGUGGAUUUGCAGCUAGUCUCCAACAUACAUCGGAAUGAUCAACAAGCUGGAAUGGAAAUACCUGGAGUUCACCUGCAAAUAUGGCCGCCAGAGCUGAGAAUGAAAACCUGAUGCUGUUCAGUGUCGAUCUAGUCGAUAGGUGUCAGUGGAUGAAGUGAUGAGGACCAACUGUUGGGGGCCUUUAGUAUCAGUGCUGGGGCAUCUCUAUCCAUUCCCCACCAAGGUUGUGUCGUGGGGGCAGAAGCUGGAGCAAAGAGGCCCAACUUACCUUUCCUCUGAAGCCUUACCAGGGCUAACCAAGAGAUGAUCUGUCCCUCGUGUCAUGGGUCGGCCCUGAGGUCUCCUCCCAGUUGGACAUGGUCACAACAUCUCACCAGGAAAGUGUCCGCUGGCUUAGCUCCUUGUGACUUUAUUCAUUUCACACUCCAUCUCUCGCUUGUGAACAGGCCUCUAGACAGCUGUGCGCUGUAACAAGGCAAGUGGCGAGCCUCGAAGGGUGGCGUACAACUCGCGAUGGGCAGAUGAGGCUUCAUGAAACAGUGCCCUUGUUUUCAGAGCCCCCUAGAUGGCACUCUCCGCAUUAAGGCUCUAAUUUGGGUAUGAGAAACAUUUCACUACAACUCAUCAUCAUCAUAUCAUUUUUGAAUCGAGAGCGCCACCUACUGAGUGCUGAACAUGGGGACACAUGAAGUCUCAGCAGCCCAUCACUACGUAUGACUGACAUGCUAAUAAUGUUAGCUCAGGAGAAAUGAUGAUGCACGUCGUAACUACUUCUCGCCGGUUUUUAUUUUGGUCGUCCCAUCACAAGUUGGGUCUUGGUGGAAUUGAACGUGGUUUUAUUCAUCCAGUCGCCAUGCUAAGUGCUCCAGGGUUCUUCAUUCAGACAAGAAUCCCAAGUUUGUCCCUCGUAAUACAGCUUUAGCAUAUCGCUAGCUUUUUAUUACCAUCUUCAAACUAAUCUUAUGCUUAUGAUGUGCAAUAGUAUUUUCAUAUCCAAGCAUCUGGGGAAGGAUUCCAGCAUUUCUGUUACGAAAUAUAUUCUCAGUAUAAAAAUAGGAUCGCUGUGUUUACUAUUAGCAAUUUCAGCCAUAAACUUCUGUUGAAUAAUACUGGAAUUUUGUCGUACUUCAGAGUGUUGCAACUUUGGACGUUUCUACUUGGCUUUGUUUUCCGAUAAUGACCAAAUACGGCCUUGCAAGUGUGAAGUGUCGUGAGUCCUUCUGAUACAACAUGGUGGUGUUGUUUGCUUAACAAAUGGUGACGUCUAUUUAUUUUGCGAGUGCUACUAUACAGAGUUGUCGCUGUUGAUCUUGUACGCAUCAUAGCCAGACAGAUUACUGUACAUAUAUAUAUAUAUAUAUAUAUAUAUAUAUAUAUAUAUAUAUAUAUAUAUAAUCACUGACGAAGAAGAUGGAGCUCUUCAGUGUAAAGCAACCAAAUGUUUGUACUCUGGAAAAUAGCCAUGCUAGCUGCUUCCCUUGUUUAAGACUUGUUUUAUUGACUUCAGUUGGAUGGGAACAUAGUGCUUUUAAAUAACUUUGUUUGCCGUUAUUUUCUUUGAAUAAACUUCAUGAUGGAAUGUGUGGUCAGUAAUCAGCGAUGAUCACGCUACUUAAAUGCGACCAAACGGAACUCACCGUCAAUCUGUUCAUAUUCAAUUGGGUCAGGAAUUGUUUUUGUAAAUAAAAUGAUUAGAUUUGAUAAUGAUGUUGAGUAUGUUCAAUAAAGUCUGAA
This is a messenger RNA of Synchiropus splendidus (mandarinfish), 6075 nucleotides long. It is a transcript of the gene neurl1ab, whose product is annotated as neuralized E3 ubiquitin protein ligase 1Ab. NCBI's taxonomy places the organism in Eukaryota, Metazoa, Chordata, Actinopteri, Syngnathiformes, Callionymidae. Gene Ontology annotation, cellular component: plasma membrane; postsynaptic density. Gene Ontology annotation, molecular function: ubiquitin protein ligase activity. The record is from RefSeq and is a predicted model, not a curated record. The coding region runs from base 358 to 2067 and encodes 569 amino acids. Gene Ontology annotation, biological process: negative regulation of Notch signaling pathway; nervous system development. The transcript has 7 exons.